Messenger RNA from Callorhinchus milii (elephant shark), 3176 nucleotides. Its product is annotated as tolloid-like protein 2. Bases 55 to 3051 code for a protein of 998 amino acids. NCBI's taxonomy places the organism in Eukaryota, Metazoa, Chordata, Chondrichthyes, Chimaeriformes, Callorhinchidae. The transcript has 21 exons. Gene Ontology annotation, biological process: proteolysis. Gene Ontology annotation, molecular function: calcium ion binding; zinc ion binding; metalloendopeptidase activity. The record is from RefSeq and is a predicted model, not a curated record.
CACACACCCACCCAUCCUCCCCUCCCCUCCCGCACUUGUUCCCCAGGUUAGACGAUGCCUGGUCGGUGCUCACAGUGGCUGCUGUUGGCUGCUCUCCUGUGCGGAGUCGGGCAGUUUGCGCUGAGUCGGGAUUACACCGAGAACGACGUGGGAGAACCUGAGAUCGACUACAGAGACCCCUGCAAAGCGGUUGCGUUCUGGGGAGAUAUCGCUUUAGACGAAGAGGAUCUGAAACUGUUCCACGUAUAUCGGACCAUUGAUUUACACAAGCACACAAUCAACUACACAGGCCACAACACAGGAGGGACGGGGGAGUCACUGAGAGCAUACCAGAACGUCACAGCAAAACAACCUGACAAGAAAACAAGGAAGGGUAACGGCAGACAUGGCCAGCGCAAGAGCAAGCGGAGAGAGCAGCGAACGAGAACCCCAGCCCCUCGGGGCCGGAGAGCAGCCACCUCCCGGCCGGAGAGGGUCUGGCCCGGGGGCGUCAUCCCUUACGUGAUCGGGGGCAACUUCACAGGUACCCAGCGAGCUAUAUUUAAGCAGGCCAUGAGGCAUUGGGAGAAACACACGUGUGUGACCUUCGUGGAGCGGAGCGAUGAGGAGAGUUUUAUCGUCUUCACAUACAGACCGUGUGGGUGCUGCUCCUACGUGGGCCGGCGGGGGGGAGGGCCUCAGGCCAUCUCCAUCGGCAAAAACUGUGACAAGUUUGGCAUCGUGGUUCACGAGCUGGGUCACGUGGUGGGCUUCUGGCACGAGCACACCCGGCCCGACCGGGACGCACAUGUCACCAUCAUCAGGGAAAACAUCCAGCCAGGGCAGGAGUAUAACUUCCUGAAGAUGGAGCCAGCCGAGGUGAACUCCCUGGGGGAGGGCUACGACUUUGACUCCAUCAUGCACUACGCCAGGAACACCUUCUCAAGGGGGGUUUUCCUGGACACCAUCCUGCCACGACGUGACGACGCUGGGGUCCGCCCGGCUAUCGGGCAGCGAGUCAGACUGAGCCAGGGCGACAUCACUCAGGCCAAGAAACUGUACCGAUGCCCAGCCUGCGGCGGCAGUCUGCAGGACUCGGUUGGGAACUUUUCCACUCCGGACUUCCCCAGCGGCUACGUGUCUUUCCUGCAGUGCGUUUGGCGGAUUUCGGUCACGCCAGGAGAGAAGAUCACCCUGAACUUCACCACGAUGGACCUGUUUAAGAGCCGCCUGUGCUGGUACGACUACUUGGAGGUGCGAGACGGCUACUGGAAAAAGGCUCCGCUUCUGGGCAGGUUUUGUGGGAACAAGCUCCCAGACGCCAUCAUCUCCACGGACAGUCGGCUGUGGAUAGAAUUCCGCAGCGGCAGCAACUGGGCAGGAAAAGGCUUCUCUGCGGUGUACGAAGCUAUCUGUGGUGGGGACAUUAACAAGGACACAGGGCAGAUUCAGUCCCCCAACUACCCCGAUGAUUACCGUCCGUCCAAGGAGUGUGUGUGGAAGGUCACAGUCACUGCCGGCUUCCACGUGGGCCUCACAUUCCAGGCCUUUGAGAUCGAGCGGCAUGACAGCUGUGCCUACGACUUCCUGGAGAUCCGGGAUGGGACGGGGCCAGACAGCCCCCUGAUUGGUCGUUUCUGUGGUUACGAGAAGCCGGACGACAUCAAAUCCAGCUCCAACCACCUGUGGCUCCGCUUCAUGUCAGACGGCUCCAUCAACAAGGCCGGCUUCGCUGCCAAUUACUUCAAAGAGGUGGAUGAAUGCUCCAGGCCGGAUAAUGGAGGCUGCCGCCAGCGAUGUGUGAACACUCUGGGCAGCUACAAGUGUGCCUGUGACCCCGGGUACGAACUGGCUCCCGACAAGAAAAGCUGUGAAGCUGCGUGUGGCGGCUUCCUGACCAAGCUGAACGGCAGCGUCACCAGCCCGGGCUGGCCGAAGGAAUACCCAACCAACAAGAACUGUGUGUGGCAAGUGGUCGCCCCGACGCAGUACAGGAUUUCACUGCAGUUUGAGGUCUUCGAGCUGGAGGGAAAUGAUGUCUGUAAGUACGACUAUGUGGAGGUUCGCAGUGGGCUGGCGACUGACUCGAAACUCCAUGGUAGGUUCUGUGGACUGGAGAAACCCGAUGUGAUCACCUCCCAGUUUAACAACAUGAGGAUUGAGUUCAAAUCAGACAACACCGUCUCCAAAAAGGGCUUCAAAGCCCAGUUCUUCUCAGAUAAGGACGAGUGCUCCAAAGACAAUGGUGGCUGUCAGCACGAAUGUCUGAACACGUUUGGGAGCUAUGUUUGCCAGUGUCGUAAUGGCUUUGUCCUGCAUGAAAACGGUCACGACUGUAAAGAAGCUGGGUGUGAGCACAGAAUACACAGCGUUGAGGGCAUUAUCACCAGCCCCAACUGGCCGGACAAGUAUCCCAGCCGCAAGGAGUGUACCUGGGCUAUCUCUGCCACCCCAGGGCACCGCGUCAAACUGGCGUUCAGUGUGUUUGAGGUAGAGCAGCACCAGGAGUGCGUGUAUGACCACGUGGAGGUGCGGGAUGGCCUUGGGCAGGAGGCCGCCAUCUUGGGCAGGUUCUGCGGCAGCAAAAUUCCAGAGCCCCUGGUUACCACCGGCAACCGCAUGUUCAUCAGCUUCUUCUCUGAUGCCUCCGUCCAACGCAAAGGAUUCCAGGCCAAACAUAGCACAGAGUGCGGGGGACGUCUGCGAGCCGAGGUGAGGACCAAGAAUCUUUACUCUCACUCCCAGUUUGGGGACAAUAACUAUCCUGGCCAGGAGGCCUGUGACUGGGUGAUCGGGGCCGAGGACGGCUAUGGGGUGGAGCUGAUAUUCCAGACCUUCGAGUUGGAGGAGGAGGCUGACUGCGGCUACGAUUACAUGGAGCUGUACGACGGCAGCGACAGCUCAGCACCACGUCUCGGCCGCUUCUGUGGCUCUGGGCCUCCGGAGGAGAUCUAUUCCGCGGGAGACUGUAUCGUGAUCCGCUUUCACUCGGACGAUACCAUCAAUAAGAAAGGUUUCCACGCUCGCUACACAAGCACCAAGUUUCAGGACGAACUGCACAUGAGGAAAUAACCGAGGGGAGGACAGAGCCUUUAAACCCAACAGACAAAGUCCUUUUUAUUCUCGAUUUAUUUUCCUCGUUUUUUUAAUUGAACACAAUUGUGGACCAGAAAAUAAAUAAAUCUUUCUACAUUUCA